AUGGGGCGGAAGCACGGCUCCAGCAGCAAGGCUACCCGUCGGACCCGCAGGCACGCAUGCCAAGAAGACCGAGCAGACCCGGAAGCGCGCACAGACGCGGGACUCCCGGUCGGCGCCCCGAAGGAGACGCGAGAGGAAGAGGUGUGGGACGAUGGAAAUGAAAGUGGAUCAGGAGAGGAGGACGAGAGUGAGAGUGAGGAGGAAGAAGAAGACAAAUGCAACACAGUCUACGAGCUCCAGGGCGAAUAUCUGCACGACCCGGAUGACGAGGGGGAGACCCACACGGAGGUGUGCAAGCAUUUCCGGGUGUGCAAGACGAUUAAGACCAAGGCAGCAGAGUUGAUAUUAGUGUGUUACGGUAAAGGGAAGCGAGGCAUAGAUUGUCAUCAUUGGGAGACGUAUCUGGACAUGCUGGAGGGCCGCGGAGGAGAAAGCUGCUGAGAUGGACUUCUUGGCGGCUGAGAGCAGGAAGGCUGAAAAGAAGAGAGCCAAAGCAGGCGCUGCAAAAUCGGGGAGGCACGAAGUCUUCAACAUGCCCCCCUCAACGCAACCAAGGCCCUCCGGCGGGGAAAGCAGCUCCAAACGCGUAACCUUCAAGAACUCGCCUGCGAUAAAGAAGAGGGUUCCGACGGAAGAACGAGGGGACUCUCCGGAGGUUGAGGUGGUCGAGGGGACAAGAA
Molecule: messenger RNA, 680 nt
Organism: Dacryopinax primogenitus
Lineage: Eukaryota; Fungi; Basidiomycota; Dacrymycetes; Dacrymycetales; Dacrymycetaceae
Exons: 4
Coding region: 1-441 (146 amino acids)
Source: RefSeq, a predicted model, not a curated record